Molecule: messenger RNA, 444 nt
Organism: Theileria equi strain WA
Lineage: Eukaryota; Apicomplexa; Aconoidasida; Piroplasmida; Theileriidae
Product: signal peptide containing protein
Exons: 2
Coding region: 1-444 (147 amino acids)
Source: RefSeq, a predicted model, not a curated record
AUGUAUAUCGCACUCAUCUUUGUGUUUAGUAUAACAUUUAUAGAAGGAACUAUCAUAGAUGACACUUGUUAUACUGAAAGUGCAAAGAGGUUGCUAGAAAAAACAUCGCAGGGCUCGGAUCCAGAGUUUCAUAAGAGUUUGGAGGAAUUCAGAGACUCACCAUUCAGGGUAGUUUUAAAAUAUUGUCUAGGACCAAAAGGCGAUGUUUCGAGUCACAAAUUUGUUGAGUGUGUAACUUCACACAAUUCCUGUACUGUGCCAUGGUAUAGUACAGUUAAUUGGGAGUUCUGUCUAUGCAAUACAGUACACUGUAUCGUCUCAAAUUGCUUGCAAUACUGGCUAGAAACGGGAAAUCUGACCAACAUUGAUUGCUUUUCACACUGCCUCCCCAAAUCAUACAAGUGUAUUGCUAAACAAACAGGCUCAUUGAAGUCAGAAUAUUAA